Molecule: messenger RNA, 1410 nt
Organism: Scylla paramamosain (green mud crab)
Lineage: Eukaryota; Metazoa; Arthropoda; Malacostraca; Decapoda; Portunidae
Exons: 3
Coding region: 506-1057 (183 amino acids)
Source: RefSeq, a predicted model, not a curated record
AGUGCUGGGCCGCCCUUCCUGCCAGCCUCCCGAACGCUCCUCCCCAGUCCACGGCGCAUCCACCUCUACCUUCACCCGCCAGCCUAUCAGAGCAUCUAUCCCACGCCCACCUCACCUGUUCAUCUGUCUGUCUGUCUGUCUAUCUGUCCUAUCUCUCUCCAGAUGUCGGUGCUGGCGGUGUGGGGGGCGGCGGCCUCCCUCCUCGCCGCCACAGCUGAGGGCUUGGCUAUCCUGCCCCGCCCUGGUCUUCCCUUGGUGGGCCCCGUCGCGCCUAUCGCUGCGCUUCCCAUAGCUUCCCUCUUGGCACUGGGGGCCGCCGUGGGGAUCGGGGUGCUGCAGAACGGCGGGCGCGCGGUGACCUUGGACGAGUGGAAGCGGAUGAAGGACAAAGACAACUAUGACAUCGUGUACGACUACGACUACGCGAAACCCUACAGGAAGCUAAUCUACUUCCCUGCCAGCGCUCCUGACGAUAGUGACGCCUACUUUGACUCGGCGGAGGAGCAUGGGGGGGCGGAAGAAGGGGAACCGGAAGAAAGGAGAAGGGUAUCAUUUAACACUCCCUACGGCCCAUAACCCUCAGUACCCCCCCUGCCCAGUCACGCCCACAACGCCCACGGACCCCCAUACCGAGCAGCCACCAGGUCCUUCGUAUUCCCAGGGAGCGUACCCACACCCAGAGGAGCUCUUUAACCAGCGCUACAAGAGAGGUAUAGAAAACGGUGAACUGGACAUGGAGAUGGAGAAGAUUACGAAGGGGAUAGAGGAGUUGGCAGUAGAGGAGGACCCGAAGAGAUUCCAGGAGGAGGUGAAGGAACUCAGCGGUCAGGUCCUGCAGCUUGAUAGGGACGACUGCCUCCUCAAGCUUCUGUGUCACCUGCAGAAGAAGCCACAGGAGGAGAGGACCCUGCAGGACAAAACGUUGCUGAAUGUGUUCCAGGUCACCGUGGCUAAGGAUGACCUAACUUGUGGUGACGAGUUCCCCCGGUGCCCAGUGGAGGAGCUGCAGCUAAUGGAGGCCUUCUCGUACCUGUGGCACCUGCAGAACGAUGUCUAGGGAGGAGUGGUGGGAUUGAUAGGGCGACAGGAGUUUGGCAGUAGUGAGUCUAAUUUAUGAGUACGAAUGUCUGUGUGUGUGUGUGUGUGUGUGUGUGUGUGUGUGUGUGUGAGUGUGUGUGUGUGUGUGUGUGUGUGUGUGUGUGUGUGUGUGUGUGUGUGUGUUUCCUUACGUGUGGUUUUUGUAAAGGCCAGUAUUUGUUGUAAGGUUUCUCUCUCUCUCUCUCUCUCUCUCUCUCUCUCUCUCUCUCUCUCUCUCUCUCUCUCCUCUCUCUCUCUCUCUCUCUCUCUCUCAUGUAUCCGCGGUGCUCUGUAAACCAAUUUGUAUUUACGUAUAAAGAAAAAAACAACUCA